AUGACGGCCUUGAUCACGGCGGUUGCUGAGGCCUGCUGCUUCUCCUGCGACUGCUGCGAUGCGCAUCCAAGAGACCUCGAGAGUAGCGCCGCGAGCCAGGUCCUCUUCAACACGUGCGUGUGUCAUACGAGCUAUAUGCUCGACGCCACCUUCUCCGACCUCGAGCCGCUCCCGCAGGACGACGGCCCCGUGCCUGUCGUGCGGAUCGCCUACCCGGACGGCUUUGAGGAGGUCAUGAGCUACUUUCGGCGCGUGGUUGUCACGGGGGAGUGCUCGCAGAGGACCUUGCAGCUCUCGGCAGAGGUGAUUGCGCACAACGCCGCCAACUACACCGCGUGGCAGUACCGACGCCGCUGCCUUGAGGCAAUGCACUCGGGGUCGUCCAACGCCGCGCGGGAGCAGGCAUGGCGCGAGGAGCUCGCCUUUUGCACGGCGCGUGGGCGCGAGAACUUGAAGAACUACCAGGUGUGGUUCCACCGCCGCUCCUGCCUCGCCAGGCUUGGCAGCGGCCCCGAGGCUGAGCUGGAAUUCGUGGCGGAGAUCCUGAGGGAUGACAGCAAGAACUACCACGCCUGGGGGCAUCGCCAGUGGGUACUCAGCUCAUGCGGCGGAUGGGAGGGCGAGGCCGCAUUUGUGGAGGGGCUGCUUGAGGAGGACGCCCGCAACAACUCGGCGUGGAACCAGCGCUACUUUUUGCUGCAGCACACCGCCGAUCUCUCUUCGCUGUCUGUCGCCGAGGGCGAGGUCGACUUCGCCGCCCGCUUCAUCGCUGCUGCGCCGGGGAACCCCUCUCCAUGGAACUACCUGCGCGGGGUGGUCGAGCCGCUGGGCUACAGCGCCGUCCCGCGCGUGCGGUUGCUCUGCGAGGGGCUGCUUGCCGGCGAUGCAGCGAGCGGGGCCGGCCGUGUCGCCGCCAUGUCGCUGCUAGUCGACGUGCUCGACGAGGGCGGCGACCCGGCGGAGCAGGAGCGCGCUCGUAGUCUGUGCGACUCGCUGGAGGAUCUCGACUCACUCCGUGAGGCGUACUGGCAGUGGCGCCGCUCGCGGGUUGGCGCCCAACAGCCCACAUCGCCUUAUGCGCAAUGA
Molecule: messenger RNA, 1086 nt
Organism: Emiliania huxleyi CCMP1516
Lineage: Eukaryota; Haptophyta; Isochrysidales; Noelaerhabdaceae
Exons: 2
Coding region: 1-1086 (361 amino acids)
Biological process (GO): protein farnesylation; protein geranylgeranylation
Cellular component (GO): CAAX-protein geranylgeranyltransferase complex; protein farnesyltransferase complex; cytoplasm
Molecular function (GO): CAAX-protein geranylgeranyltransferase activity; protein farnesyltransferase activity
Source: RefSeq, a predicted model, not a curated record